Cyphellophora attinorum is the source of this 1908-nucleotide messenger RNA. RefSeq names its product Endothelin-converting enzyme 1. Gene Ontology annotation, molecular function: metalloendopeptidase activity. The record is from RefSeq and is a predicted model, not a curated record. Lineage: Eukaryota; Fungi; Ascomycota; Eurotiomycetes; Chaetothyriales; Cyphellophoraceae. Bases 1 to 1908 code for a protein of 635 amino acids. Gene Ontology annotation, biological process: protein processing. Gene Ontology annotation, cellular component: plasma membrane. The transcript has 3 exons.
AUGGACUCCGACGACGGCUCCGAGCGAGGGACUCGUUCCGAUGCCGAGCGUCCAGCCUCAUCAAGACAGAGCUCUUCCAAGCAUGUCCACACCCACGACUCCCGUCACAAGCACAGCAAGCCAUGGACUGCUCGUCUCUACCGCAAGCAUGAUCUCAAGCACCACAACAUCACCGCAGACCCUGCCGACGCAGAAGCUGCCCCUUUGCUUCGCUCAGAAGAGCCGGAAGAGACCGAGGACGAAGCUGAACAACGUCCUGGUGUAGACACCCGAGGCCAUCGUCACUCCCAUUCUCACGCUGCCCUCGACGAAGGCAGUCGUAUCUUCCAUGGAGCCCGAGAUGCGUCUCGAGAUUGCCUCAAGUCCCUGAAGGACGCUGCUAAAAAGGCCGGCCAAGCUGUUGCAGAUGGUGCUAAAAAGGCUGCUGAGGGAGCCAAGAACGCCGCUCAAAAAGUCGCAGACGGCAACAAGAAGGCUGCUCAGGCAGUCAAGAACAACCCAAAGCGAACUAUGGGUGCAAUCAUCGCGGCUCUUCUGGCGACUUCGAUAGCUCUCGGUACUGAUCUGAUCAUCGACCACAAGAAGUACCAUCAUAAUCGAGGCGAACUCUGCACGACUCCGGCAUGUGUACGAGCUGCCGAGUCCAUUCUUUUGUACUUGGAUCCAGUCGAAGUUGACCAGGACAGCGACGUGGCUGUUCGACGCACUAUCGACCCCUGCACUGACUUUGACAAGUUUGCAUGCGGCGGGUUUGACAAGACGCACACCAUCCCUGCCGACAUGGGUGAUAUGUCUACGUUCACUGUUCAGGCAGAGGCAAAUGAGGCCGUCUUCAAGCGCAUCCUUGAACAGCCCAAGGCCAAGGUUGCUGGGAAAGACAUGGCACUCAUGACCAUGCUCAAGCAGUCUUACGAUACAUGCAUGAACACCGAACAGGCUCAAGACGCCGGUCUGAAGCCUCUGAAAGAGCUCGUCGGUCGUAUCAAGGACUUCAUUGGUCCCAAUGCCAUUCAUGGCGGACCACGACGUCUGUCCACCGUUCUCACCACUGGCAGCCCUAUCAAGGGCCUCAAUGAUGCUAUUGCCUUUCUGGCACAGAUAGGCAUUGACGCAUUGGUAGAGCUCGACAUCGUGGCAAGCCCAAGUGACCCCAAGAAGGACACGGUCAAGGUCUCCCCAGCUCUGGCUAUCGGUCUCCCAGCUCCUGAUUUCUAUCGCGAUGCCACGCUUGUGGUCGAAUACCGGCGUGUCGCCGCGAUCACGCUUGACAUCUUCUACGACGUCCAUCUAAAUACAAGCCGGCUUCUUGGACGACACCGUAACAUUCACUCCUCCGUCCUGAACCUUGCCCAAGGUGUAAUCGACCUCGAAGUCAAGCUUGCACUUGCUCUCCCGUUGCCAGAGGAGCUCACUCGUCCCUCGACCAGCAAAGACGAGAUACCUAUCAACAGAACGGCUUCUUUGCUCCCACAGCUUGAUCUUCAGAAACUCAUCAAAGACAUCGGUGCAUCGUCGUAUCAGCCAGGGAAGAUUGUGGUGCCGUCCACCGAGUAUCUCAAGCGCCUGUCCUUUGUGCUCACUGGCACCCCAGUUGAGGUCCUUCAGGCAUUCUUGUCAUGGAAGGCCAUCCAGAAGUACGCGGAUGGGGUUGAUGAUCCUCGUCUCGAUGCUCUCAAGCAAUUCAAGGCCAAGGUUAAGGGCGCGGCUCAAAAUCUGCCCGAUGGACGACCACGGCAUUGUGUUCGCGAGACCAACAACAUGCUUGGGUGGGCAAUGUCUCGCUUCUAUGUCCAACGCAAAUGGAAUGAGGACAAGCAUGAUGCAUCUGCAGCUGUUGCCCGUUACGUCAAGUAUGCUCUAUCAGCUCUCAUUGGCAACGCACCUGGAUCACAGACGAUGACAAGAUGA